Lodderomyces theae is the source of this 1785-nucleotide messenger RNA. It is a transcript of the gene HAP41, whose product is annotated as Hap41p. The transcript has a single exon. The coding region runs from base 1 to 1785 and encodes 594 amino acids. Gene Ontology annotation, cellular component: nucleus. The record is from RefSeq and is a predicted model, not a curated record. NCBI's taxonomy places the organism in Eukaryota, Fungi, Ascomycota, Pichiomycetes, Serinales, Debaryomycetaceae. Gene Ontology annotation, biological process: regulation of transcription by RNA polymerase II. Gene Ontology annotation, molecular function: transcription cis-regulatory region binding.
AUGACAACAACCGCUCCAAUACUAAAGCAACAGCAGCAGCAACAGCAGCAGCAACAGCCAUUUGUCAACGACAGGUCGCUACAAUCUCAAGCGCAUACAGAUAAUGAUAAGACGUUUCCUGCAGAGAAAUGCACGACAGUGAAAACAUCAAAAGAUUGGGUACUACCACCAAGACCCAAACCAGGAAAGAAACUAAAAGAGUUGAAAGCUAAGAAAACAUGCACUAAAAAGACACUAUCUGCUUCGGAUACAGUUGGAGAAAAUGCAGCACCAACAACCACUAAAAAAUCUGCUACCACCACCCCCUCAACCACUCGUAAAAGUACCAAGAAAAACAAUUGCUGCGCCAACGACUUGAACCCUGAUUUGUCAACUCCCACGUCUUUGCAACAAAACAUCUCCAUCAUUGACUCGGAAAACUCUUGUCUAAAAUCCAACUUGUUGUGUUUGAUCCACGAGUAUAAACAUUUAAAAAGUCUAGUCUUGAAUAAUUCGUCACCACUGUCAAAUGCAUCUGAGGAACCAGCCAUCACAACUACAUCGUCUCCCCCUCCCAUCACCUCUAAAUUGACUAACGAGUCGCUGAAAUGUGAUGUAGAGGAGAUGGUGGACUCGAUGGCUCAUGAAAUACGCGCAGUUCACAAACGUUCCUUUGUUGAAGUAUGUGAAGAAGAUGGGGGUAUGCUACUGAACAUCGAGAACGUUGCAGACGAUGUCGAACAAUCAGGUCAAAUAUCAACCUUUGCUCCCAGAAACUCGAUUAUCAGCACAACAACCUCAACAACUGUAUCAUCGCCAACUCGAGCUAAUCUGGGCCAUAACUCAACUAUUGACACUGUAGCCUCAACGCCUUUUGCUUCUACACUCGAAUUUGAGGAAUUUAUCAAUCUCGAUCAACCAGACAACAAGGACCCAAAUUCCGACGGAGUGGAAAUUGCUGCACCACCAAGCGCAACCUCAAGCUCCAUAUCAACGUCAACUUCAACGUACAGAAGUCAGAAGUUUGCCCAUUACAAGGAUUUUCACAAGUUGGACACUGAAGAAGAUUCCGAUGGCGACAUCAAUUUCGAAGAUGGUGAUUUGAUCAAUGGUGGUGAUGGUGGUGGUGGUUGCUGCGAUGAAGAAGAUGAUUUCCUUGGAGAGUUGUGCACGCCUUCAUCGAGCUCAUCUCAUGACUUGUCACGCACAACGUCGCCAUAUUCUGAUUAUGAAACUAACUCGUUGAUGAGUACAUUGACGAGAACAACCACUGGGUCGUCAAUUAGUACUAUGGUGCAUGAAAAGCCAAGUUUCACCAGUGAUAAGUUCCAUAAUAAUUGUGGAGGCGGAUUCGCUUCGGUCCACCCGCCACCUUUGACUUUGAAAAAGAUGGGCAAUUUCUUUGAUUUGCCAAAGUAUCAAGAGAAUGAUAAGUUGUACAGUUUCAAGUUUGACACUGCUGAGUAUCAAGCAAAGAGAAUUGAUGAUGAAUACAACUUGGUGACGGAUUUCUUGGAGGAGAAAUUGAUGAUUAAUGAAAUCAACUAUUAUCUGGAACAGCAACAACAACAACAACAGCAACAACAACAACAGCAGCAGCAACAACAACAACAGCAACAGCAACAGCAACAACAACAGCAGCAGCAACAACUUGGACAGGGAUCAAGCCAUGUGCAAAUGCACGGACAAUUACAGAAAGAGAAGCUGCAUCAACUACCACAACAGCAAGAAGCGUUGUUGGUGCACAACAAUAAUAAUGACGAUGAUGACGUUAACGAUAGGGGGCUGUUUAUGAAUUUUUACUGA